CUGCCAAAUUUGUCAGUUCUCUGAUAUUCUAACCUAUUUCCCUUCCCAACAUUCAUCAAAACUUCCUUUUCGUUUUCAAUGAGUUUAAGAAGAACAUCAAAAAUUUGCAUCAAUGGGAUCUUCAAGUGGUGUUGGUAAUUCGCCUUUUCCGAAAUGGCAAGUCGCAGUGGGUGUAGCAUCAGCUGGCGCUAUAGGUUUAGUCGGCUAUUGGUAUCUUAAAUCGAAUAGAAGCCCAUUAUUCAAUAGAUUGCGAGGCGCCAGUGAAGAAACGGUAGAAGAACCUAGUGUAUCAAAAAGUAAAACGAAUGAUCCCUUUGAAAUAGCUCAACAAUUCAAAUCAGAAGGAAAUGAUGCCUUCAAAAGUGGAAAAUAUGAUGAAGCUAUACGAUUUUACACCAAAGCCAUUGAAACAUGUCCUACAGAUAAAAAAAACGAUCUUGCCACAUUUUUCCAAAAUAGAGCUGCAGCAUACGAACAAUUGAAGAAGUGGAGUGCUGUUAUUGAUGACUGCACCAAAGCAAUUGAGUUUAAUCCCAAAUAUGAAAAGGCUCUUUUCCGCAGGGCUAAAGCAAGAGAAACAAUCAAGGAUUAUGAAAAUUGUUUAGAUGAUAUAACUUGUGUUUGCUUGUUGCAAAAUUUUCAAAAUCAAGCCGCACUUCUUAUGGCAGAUCGAGUGUUAAAACAAUUGGGCAAAAUUCAUGCAGAGGAAGCCAUGAAAACAAGAAAACCAGUUACUCCCUCCAAAGUAUACAUUCAUAAUUAUUUAUCUUCAUUUUCGAAUGACCCUCUUGCUAAAGUCUUAUUAGAAGUUGGAGAGCCACUAGGACAAGGAGAAUUAAAGGGAUUUUUGAAAGCAAAGCUUGCUUUUGCUACAGAAAAAUAUGAUGAAAUAAUACCAGCAUGUACUGAGGAAAUAAAUUCUAGUGAAUCUGAUAGCAAAUACAUAGUGGAAUCCCUCUAUCUCAGAGCUACGUUUUAUUUCCUUUGUGGUCAAUUCAAAGAAGCUUUAGCAGAUUUGACCACUAUUAUUGAAAAUGAGGAAUAUGAUUAUAAAAUAAGAGUGAAUGCUCUCAUUAAACGUGCAUCCAUAUAUAUGCAAACUGAAGAAUUGCAAGCAUGUCAAAAAGAUUAUGAAACUGCAAUUGAAAUUGGACCUAACAUAGCAGAUGUGUAUCACCAUAGAGGUCAAUUUAAACUUCUUAUGGAGAAGAUUAAUGAGGCAAGAGAAGACUUCCAAAAAGCAGUAACAUUGAACCCUGAUUAUCCUAUAGCUUAUAUUCAAAAACUAUAUGGUGACUACAGAUAUGCCUUGCAAAUGCAAGAUAUGGGACUCUUGUUUGAGAAUAUGGAAAACUUCAGGAAAGCCAUAAAGAAAUUCCCAAAUUGCAGUGAAUGUUACAUACUUUUCGGUCAAGUUUUAGCCGAGAGGCAAAGUUUUGAAGAAGCAGAGGAUUUAUAUAAGCAAGCUCUGAAAGUGAAUCCAUCUAACCCUACAAUUCUUGUCCAUAGAGGUUUAUUGCUGCUACAAUGGAAGAAUGACAUUGAAGGCGCAGUUAAAUUGAUUAGGGAAGCAAUAGAAUUGGAUAAAAAAUGUGAAUUUGCAUAUGAAACUUUGGGAACAAUUGAAGUACAAAGAGGAAAUCUGCUACUCGCCAUUGAACUAUUCAACAAAGCAAUUGAAUUAGUUAGAUCAGAAAUGGAAGUAGUACAUCUCUUCUCACUCAGAGAUGCAGCCCAAUCACAGUUGAAAGUUACCACCCUAAUGGGUAUCAAACCACAGUUUGGAGGUAUUUAAGGACUUUGGGCAAAAACAAUUUUGUUCCUUCUGUUGUGAUAUGCAGUAACUGAAUAAACCAUUCCUACAGAUCCUUAGGAACUUAUUUUGAUUUCAUUCAAUACAUAAAGCGAGUUAUUUGUUCAAUGAAAAAUGAUGUUGAAAUAAAAAUAGUUGAUUUUG
Harmonia axyridis is the source of this 1957-nucleotide messenger RNA. RefSeq names its product mitochondrial import receptor subunit TOM70 (gene Tom70). The transcript is spliced from 3 exons. The coding region runs from base 113 to 1795 and encodes 560 amino acids. Lineage: Eukaryota; Metazoa; Arthropoda; Insecta; Coleoptera; Coccinellidae. Gene Ontology annotation, molecular function: protein binding. The record is from RefSeq and is a predicted model, not a curated record.